Molecule: messenger RNA, 5641 nt
Organism: Drosophila ananassae
Lineage: Eukaryota; Metazoa; Arthropoda; Insecta; Diptera; Drosophilidae
Gene: sty
Product: protein sprouty
Exons: 2
Coding region: 1703-3577 (624 amino acids)
Biological process (GO): negative regulation of MAP kinase activity; negative regulation of Ras protein signal transduction; multicellular organism development
Cellular component (GO): membrane; cytosol
Source: RefSeq, a predicted model, not a curated record
AUUAACAGUGCAUUAACAGUUAGCCGCAGCGAAUGUAUCUCGACUCAUUUCGCUUCAAAACCUCGUGCCGAGCGGUUGCCGCGAUUUUGCCGCGUCUCGUUUUCUUUCGGAUUUUGGAUUUUGGAUUUUGGAUUUCCUCAAGCCAGCCACACUCACUCUGCACAAUUUUUUUUUCGAAUUUCGAACAACAAUUAUAGCAAGUUGCAGUUAAAGCUUAAACAAUUCAAAAAUCGCGCCAAUCGAUUGCAAUUACCAAUUACCAAAACAAAAUCGUAAUAGUUCUGUGCCACACCGCAACAUAGCGCAUAAAGUGAGAGUUACAGUUUGUGUGUGUUUGAAGAAAAGAAAUUAUUUUGUGAAAAUAUUUACAAAUUGCUUCCAAUGGAAAUCAUGUGCCUAAAAAUGCAAAUUGCGCAAAGAAAAUCAACGUCUAUUUAAAAAGUCCAAAUAGUAGCAGCCAGCAGCAGCAGCACCACCAGUACGACAAAAAUAUAAUUCAAAUACAAAACGUGUUGAGAAAAAGUAAAAAAAAAAAAAAAAACAAACGAAAAAAAAAUAAUAAAUACAAAACAAACAAAAGAAGCAGUAGCAGUAGCAGCAACAGCAGCCGCAGCAGCAACACACAAAUAUUUUUAUACAUAUAUAUAUAAAAUUGCAUAAAAAUAUUUUUUACUCCGCCAAACACACCAAAAACCAAGAGACACACACACAACCGUACGCGAAUCGGAACGGAGCGAAGAUACAGAUACAUUCGCCGCAUUCACCGACAGGCGACGACGUGGCCCCCGCUUUAGCUGUGUGCGCCAGCAGCGUCUCUGCCAGCAGUGCUGCCCCCACGGACGGACAGAUCCGUUCAAUAUUAUUAUUUUUUUUGGCACGCCAACCUGAAAAUAAUAAUACGAGAGAUACAGCAACGGCAUCGCCAGUUGAGUAAAAAUAAUAACAAAAUCAAACAUAGUCGUCGAACCUCUGCAGCAGCAGCAAGAGCAGCAGUCGCAGUCGCAGUCGCAGUCGCUGUCGACGUCACUGCCGGCGGUCAACGCGUUUUUGUGUUAAUUAAAUUUACUUUUGUGAAUGAAAUGCGAAAAAAAGCAAAGCGAAAAAUCAUUUUUAAUAAAUGCUAAAUAAAUAUACACACACAAACGAGCAUAUAUGUAUAUAUACCUGAUAUAUAUAUGUCUGUAUAUGCCGUCGAGCCGCGAUCGCGAGUAAGAUAUUAAAAAAAAAAAGCAAGAAAAUCUUGAGACCAAAUCCGAACCAGACGAAGUGCCCCAAAAAAUAAAAUCAAUUUAAUAACAACAAAAAUUCGAGCUACCCUUUGGAUUAUACGAAAAAUAAAAAUAACAAAAUUUUAAGAAAUCUUUUGGAUACAAAGCAAAACGAGAAGGAUUAUACAACCGUAGAACACCGUAGCAUAUAUGGUGAAUAAUUACGGAAUUGUUUCACGGAUUGCUUUUGAAACUCAAUAAGGCAAUCGAGUAGAGUCUCUGAUCCUGCCGAGAGACUGCAAAAGGAUGAAGGCACAUCGAGCUGAAUCCGGGCGCAGUUAUUAUCAUAGAAGGCAUUGAGGAGCCGCCAGAGAAGAACGGAGAUCUCGAGGUGGAGGAGGAGGCAAGGAGCCAAGGAGGAGGAGGAGGAGGUGGAGGAGGAGGAGGAGAGCAGCGGAGUGAAGCAGGUGGGGGAGAAUUGGUUACAACACUACAUGGAUCGCAGAAAUGGCGGCGAUCCCUUGGCGCCACCCCGGCCCCCGAAAUUGUUACCCCGUGUGCAUCGACCAAGGGCGCCGGAGCCGACGUUGAGCGGUGCCGAUUUAGUAGCAGCAACAACAACAUCUGCAACAACACCUGCAACAUUAGCAACAUUAACUGCAACAUCAACACACAACAAUAAUUCACAGCAGCAACUUAGUAUUAACCCGAUCAGCAACAACAACAUUAAUAAUAAUAAUAUCAACAACAAUAAUAAUAAUAAUAAUAAUAAUAAUACUAUAUCAAUAAUACCCGCAUCGGCAACGGACUUCGACGACUAUCAGAUCCAUCAUUUGACCUUCCUGCCCCAAAGGCCGAGCAGCUUGAGCCGGAACAGUAGUACCGCUUCCGCCUCAACGACGGCAACAAAUUCCGGAUCGGGUUCUGGUUCAGUGACGGGAUCGUCAUCCAGUUUCACGAGACGAAGACCACCGGCACCGGUGCCAGUUGCCACUGUACCAGUGCCAUUAAGUGGCACGAUCCAUAAUAAUAAUAACAACAACAACACCAUCAACUUCCUUAGUCAUUUCCAAAGCGCUGAUCCAGCAGCGGUGAACAGUAGCAGUAGCAGUAAUAGUAACAGUAGCAACAGCAACACCACUACCGCUGUCCAGGGCCACCAGCCCCCCGCCUCCCCCGUCACGCUGGCGCAACCGCGACCCGAAUCCGAAAGGCUAACCAACGAGUAUGUGGACACGCCGCUGCAACAUGCGACGCGCUCCCAACACCCGGCUGGCCAACAGGAUAAUGGCCAGACAACGACCCACCAUCUAUUGCUGUUGCCGCAACGCCAGCAACAUCAUCAUCACCUGCAUCCACACCACCACCAGCAUCAGCACCAGCAUCAGCAUCAACACCAUCAUCCCCGAUUGGCGGCGACGCAAAUGCAGGGGAUGCCACAUAACAUCCCAAUACCCAUACCAGGAGCUGGCAGCGAUCACACCGAUGGCUUACUACAUUCGCACCUGCAACAGCAGCAGCAGCAGCAGCAGCAACUGCAUGCAACCAGCAAGUUACCAACAACAGCAGCAUCAGCACUACCCGCCUCGAAGCAACUGCAACAGCAGCAACCUGCGAUCAUUACCAAACAGCCAGGACCAGCCAGCAAGGAGCAUAUGCACGCUCUGGAGGAGCUGCUCCAGCAACAGCCCGGCGGAGUGGCCGGCAAUGCGAUUGUAAUGGGCGGCGAUCCAACGCUCCUCAAUCCGAUCGUCUGCCCGCGAUGCGGCAGGUGUCGGUGCGAACAGUGCCAGAGCCCCAGGCCCCUGCCACAGACGUGGGUGUGCAACAAGACCUGCCUGUGCAGUGCCGAAUCCGUAAUCGAUUACGCCUCCUGUCUGUGCUGUGCCAAGGCCCUGUUCUAUCACUGUGCCCGGGACAACGAUCUGGACUGCGAUGACGGCAAUGGCACACCCUGCGUGGACAAUCCCUGCUCCUGCGGCCCCUACAAACGUACCCAGAGAUGGGGCUGGCUGGGGGCACUGUCCAUCUUCCUGCCCUGCCUGUGGUUCUACUGGCCCAUGAGGGGUUGCAUGAAGCUGUGCGAGAAGUGCUACGGCCGGUUCGCCGGACGUGGUUGCCGCUGCCAGGGUGUGGCGGGCAUCGGAUCCACCAGCAGCAUGCUCCCAAUCGUGCCACUCGGCGUGAAUGGUUCGGGAAAUGGCGGUGUCAUGCCACCGGGAGCUGGCAAUCCCGGGGCAGGACUAGCGGCACUCAGCCAGGCCAAUGGCAAGGCCAUCGACCAUGGCUGCAGUGCGGCCAGUCGCAUCCUGCGGAAAGGAGACCUCACGCCGGAGAAGCGACUCCUGGACUCCAGUCCCGACUACUAAGGACCCAUUUUGUGGGCGGUUUUUCCGUGUGGAAAAAUCAGAACCACAUGUGGGUGGAUGGCUGGGUUGGGGGGGUCUAUGGAGGAGAUGAAACAUACCCAUAUAUAUUGUAUACACAUGAAGAAAAAAUAUUUAAUAUAUGAUUUAAAAAAGGAGGAUAUAUAAAAGAUGGAAAAAAAAGAGGAAAGAAAAAUUAAAUAACCAAAGACUGCAAACAGAUAAUUAUUAAUUAUUAGAAAUGUUAUUUAAAAAAUAAUUUUUGCUUAAUUAAAACGAGAGAGAGAGAGAGGGAAUGAAAUUAAAAGAGAGAGAUAGAGUGGGGCAAAAGAAAGAAAGUGGAAAAGAGAAAACGAUACGAGCGAUUAGGAAUUAUUUUUCGAACGAUUAUUUUAUUUGUAUUAUUUAAUUUCUUCGGCGAAAUUCAUAUUGUUUUUUUUUUAUUUCAGUUCAACGUUCAAUUUCUAAGUCAAAUUAUACUUUAAAAAAUUAAUAAUUAAAACCAAUAAUUCCAGCAAUUUUUCCACAUAAAUUAAAUACAAGCCGCUAGCUGAAAGUUGUAAAGUAAACAUCUAAACUUUGUUUUUCUUUUUAUAAACUAUGAUUUAUUUACAAAAACAUACUAUAAAAAACUGAAACAAUUUGAGGCACGAGUAACAAAACACCAGAUAAUAUAUAUAAUAACCUAUAUACACACAUGAGAAAACUUUUAGACAAAUAUUCAGAGGCAUUAAAAAUUAGUCAAAUAUUAUAAUUGUAUAUGGUAUACCAAGUCCAGUCCAUUUUUGAUGUUGUAGUGAAAGGAAAAAUAUUGUAGAACUUUACGAAUUUAAAUCUUAAACGAAAUGAAAAAAAAUAAAAUAAAAAUUAAUGUAAUGUCCAUGUGUGUGUGUUAGCGACAAAAAAAAAAAGCAAACUUUUCGAUCAAUUUAGUGGAAAACCUAAUAGACCAGUCUAAAUGUGCUUAGAUAUCGACAAAAAGUCAGUUAGUUUACUUUACCAACUACGAGCCGAAAUAACAAAACAAAAAAAACUACAAAGAAGAUCCUGGGAAGGGAAUUAAAUAUGGGAUAAUGGAAUCAGUUUCUUAUGAGGGUAUUUUAAUGGGUGAUGUCCCGUGAGAUUGAGCAAGAUUGUAUAUAUAAUGGAUGAUUUUUUUUAAGCCGAGAGUGCGAGAUACAAAAUGCAAGCAAAUUCCAAAAAAUAAUAGCGAAAAUAACAAAAGAAGCAUAAGCAAAUCUUAAAUGUAAAAUCCAAGUCUAAAUGCAGCAAGAACUACAAACAACAGCAUUGUUUUGUAUAGAAAAUAUCCAUAUGAAAUAUGACACAGAAAACACACAAAAAACUAUAAAAAAACAGUGGCAAAUUAGCAACUUAAAACAAAUUUAUACAAAUACAAAAAAAAACACUAAAAAAAGAAAGCGAAUUAAAUUAAAGAUUAAUCUUAAAAGUCUAAAAACACAUUACUAUAUACAUAUGUAAUCUGUAUAUGUACUAUAUAUAUAAUAUAUAUAUAUGCCUAGAUAUACAAAACACCAGAAAACUAUGCUUAAAACUCCUAACUAUUGAAUAAUAAACACACAAAAAAAAAACGCAACAAAAAACGAAAAAAGAAAAACCCCAAAAAACAAACUAAACUAUGGAAGAACUCCUUAAAAGUUAGCAAUUAAACACAAAAACAAAAAAAAUCAUAUUGAAGAGAAGAAAAUUACUGCAAAAAAAAAAAAUAGAUAUGGAAAGAUGUAAACCCAUAACGGUAAAGAUAAUGCUAAAUAUACGCAAUUAAUAUUUAAGGCACACUCUAUACAUACAAAAGAAAAGAAAAAGAAAAAGCUAUGCAUAAUGAAUAUUUAUUUUAUUUGUACAUUUCUUUAUAAUAAUAAAAAAAAAUAAACUGAGUAGAGGAGUAGGUGGAGCCGAGGAAGUAGGUGGGUGGUGGCGAGGAGUGGCUCGAUCCCUCUUGCCGCCACGUGCGAACCAGGAGAACUUUAUGUAAUGUUUUUAGAAUGUAUGUUCCGUUAAAAACUACAAAAUAAAAAAAAUCAUAUAAUACUAAAAAAAAAUAUA